UGGAAGACCCUUUUCCUCACCCUUGCUACCUCAGGGGGAGGAGGAGAUGGGUCACCAAACCUUGCUUGGGAAAUAAUUCAAGAUAUGUGCACCUGUUGGGGAUAUCCUAAUUUUGGAUACCGAAACCGAGAUAGCCAAUGUAAUCAGAUCACCAAUAAUGUUAAUAUCUGGAUAAAAUGCGGAAUUCCCAUUAACCACUUCCCAAGACAUAAGGUGGGAGGGGAUAAUCAAAUACCGCAGGGAGAUGCAGCUACUUGUCAAAACGCUUUGUAUGCCGCCCCCGAGGGGACUGUCUGGGGGUGCUCAGAUGGGAGAAUGUACUCACACUUGAACAUUGUCAAACAGGCUGGAUUGCAGUGUGGUUUGGGAAUUCCUACUGUGUGCCCCAGGCGAAUUUUUGAAUAUACCACACCACCUAUUCAAAGAAAAAAAAGAGAACUCAAUGACCCAAGUAGCACCCAGGAGUGGAUUCAAAGCAUUCAAAAGCCCGAUUAUUAUACCUGGGGACAAAAGGUAUCGUUGGAAGUAUUCUUUGCGCCAUCUGGGUAUAUUCAGCACCAACGGGUGCUAGAAAACCUAACUUGGCAAGUACAUGUAUUAAGUAAUUGGACCCGUUAUGCCUUUGGGGAACUAAAUCUGCAAGUACAAGUAUCAAAAACGGCGUUACAGAAUCGUUUAGCCCUAGAUAUGUUAUUGUUAAAAGAACAAGGUGUGUGUGGUAUGUUAAACUUUACUGAAUCCGAAUGUUGUAUUACCAUUCACGACGCCACGACCUCCACUGAAGAAGCACGAGCCAAGAUGAAGGAGAUUGCCGACCAAACCAGGGAGCUCUUCCAUGCAGUGCAACCAGCUGACUGGUUUGAUGGCUGGAGUCCAAACUCAUGGCUACAUUCCAUUUUGGGAUCCUUGGGACUGACGGGAUGGGGAAAAUGGCUUGUAAAUAUUGGGCUUACGAUAUUAAUUGGAUUUAUAUGUUUAAUAGUAGGCCUUGCCAUAGUAAGAUGUAUGAUUAGCCGCUUACUAUCCUCAGCUAGCUCUCUUUCUUCUCCUACUGUCCGCUAUAUUAAAAUCACCACAGAUGAAGAUGAUAUGAACAAGAAUCGAAGUCCAGCGACUGUUUGA
Molecule: messenger RNA, 1122 nt
Organism: Harpia harpyja (harpy eagle)
Lineage: Eukaryota; Metazoa; Chordata; Aves; Accipitriformes; Accipitridae
Exons: 2
Coding region: 85-1122 (345 amino acids)
Source: RefSeq, a predicted model, not a curated record